Molecule: messenger RNA, 1227 nt
Organism: [Torrubiella] hemipterigena
Lineage: Eukaryota; Fungi; Ascomycota; Sordariomycetes; Hypocreales; Clavicipitaceae
Source: the annotation of a GenBank genome assembly
CAUUAAUCGAAUGAACUGCAACAACAAUUUAUGGGAUUGCAGGUCAUUUUUUAUUCUUGUUGAAAAAUAAAAUUGGAUUGUUCUUCGGAUAGGUUAUUAGGGUUAUUGUUGCUGAUUGCGCGAUCGCCAUGUUCCCUGCGGUAGACCCAGAUGUUCUGAGGAACAACCCAGACUUUGCGAAGCUGUAUAAGACUCUCACGACGGAGAUGUUAAAUCCCGAUGGGACGAACAAGAAUGAAGAUAAUCAGCAGCAUGAAAGUAUCAAGCGAGAACUUAGUGAGCACCGCUUCAGACAAGUAAAGCACGAUAUCCUAGCACAAGCCGUUGGUACUGUAUCUCCUGACGAAAUACCUUCUUCCCACCAACCUGCGCCUUCUUCAGAAUUUACCACCCUCCUCGCCAUUCUGCCCCCGCUGCUUGACAAGUCGAGCUCUCUCACCAAGGAUGACGAAGCCCUCCUCUUCAGCAACCCUCCCCUCGCCAACUUGUCUUCUCUACUACCCGACCUGGCGGCACUUCUCUCUACCUACCUCCAGACUUGGGCCACAGACCUAGCGCACGUUGCCCGCCCGCCGAGGUCUACAUCCUCCGCUGUAUCGCGGACAACGCCAACGAUAGGCUCCCACUUUGCGAGGAUCCAGCGUGAUCGCAGCGCCACCGAGCAAACGCUUAUCCAGGCGCGCAUGCGGACCCUGGAAACACUUAUAGAGCUUGGACAUCUUCAAAUCGAACUGAUUGCUCGCCUUAUUGAGCGGCUUGAAGCUAAACAUGGCCCUAUUGCGCAGUCGCUAGACCUUCGUGCGCAGGAGGUCGCUCUUGCCGCACGCAAAACACAGGCUGAUGCUGCCAGCGCUGUGGAUGCUAUACACCGCCGUAUGUACUCGCCAGAGAUGGAUUCAGCACUAGAAAACUAUAUGACGCAUCUUCAAGAUGCCAAGCUUCGAGCGCAGGAGCGUGUACGCCACGUUCAGAAGAAUUUGGAGCAGUACGGCGUGGGGCCGGAUGGAGGCGGCGAAAAGGCGGAUAUGAUGAGGGAGUUGGCACAGGAGAGGAGGGAUAUCUAUAAGCAGGUGGAUGAAGUAACGCGGGAUUUGGCGAGGCUUGCUACGCGGUAGUCGGGAUAUAAAACAUUAGCGUUGAUAUGAUACCCCCCAUUUUGGCAUUUAAUCUACGGCAUGCACGUCACGGCGACAGGCGGUGUUGUUUUGUUAUUAAAUGCUCUAGAUU